AUGACCCGCAAAGGAAGCGGUCAAGGCAAUCGUCGCCCGACCGGCAAGCGCUCCGGACCGCCUUCGCCCGCUCCUGCCAAUGCCGCAUUGCCAGGCCAGGAGCCGGCUUCGGAAGGCGAGCGCAAGAUACAAGACAUCCUUUCCGAUCUCCGGCAGACUUCAGAUGGCCAGACGGACUCACGGCACCGCAAGAACGCCUCGACUGCUUCCAAUGCUUCAGCUAGCGCCAGCCCAGCCAAAAAUCGCGCCAAUCAUGCCGUGCCUGGUCACCGCAAAGGUGCAGGUUCGACAUCUAGCAUCGGCUCUGCUCCGUCUACUUCACGCUACAGUCGUACGACCGACAAUCAGACCUUGUACUCUACCGCGCAGAUUGCAAACCCACCUCCCGAACCGGUUCUGGCCAAUCAGUCUACGCUCAACCCGAGUGCAGGUGGCUUUCAACCCGGCUUACAUUCGCUGGAAGAAGUCGAUCGGGAAGUUCUCCUGACGCCGGUCACGGGUCAUUUCAAGUCCACUACCAUCACACCGUCGCACGGCUCGCAAUACGAUGGUAUUGCCGAGCUUGCGCAUCAGAUACCUGCACAUGCAUCCGCUGGCGAGUAUGCAGAGAUGCAGCAACAGUUCCAUCAGCAGCAGCAGCUCCAGAAUCACUUCCAGCAACUCCAACAGCUCCAGAACAUGCAGGCUAUGGGCACACUGUCGCCUACCCAAAUGAUCGAGAUGCAAUCGAACUUGCUAUCGCAGAUGCAAGUUGCGCUGAUGGGCCAGAACGGUCGCGCCGCACCGCCGCCUGUGCUCGCGCAGGCUCCGCCUUCCGAAAGCGUGAAUGAUCUCGUCGCAGAGCAGAUGGCCAUUACAGCCCAGCUCGAAAAUCUCAGAGCACAGCAAGACGCACUGAUCGCCCGCUUCGGCGAUGUUGCCAUCUCUGGCGGCCAAGUCCCGACGGGCAGCGCGUCCGCACAACCGCGCGGACCAGCUCCUCUUCAUGGAAGCCAUCGUCGGCAUCAGAGUCAGCAAGUCACUGGUACGGCUGCGUCUAAUUUUGCUGCCUCGCCAGCGGCCUCCUUCGGCGCAGGCGCAAUGGGUAGCAUCGGCGCAGGUCAGAGUCUCUCGACGAAUCGCACUGGUCACGGCAGGCGCCAUAGCGCCAACCUCGCUAGCCGACCUGCGACUGGAACCGUUGCAAAUGGUGCAGGUCACACAUCGCAAAGUUCAGUGGGCUCGAUGGGGGCAUUCCAUUUUCCCGGCAACACGCCUCGAUAUCUCGAAGAAUCCGCCAUCGGCGGCGGUGAUGUCGAGCUGCCGAUGCCUGCUGUCGGACAGAAUUAUGCAACGCAUGUCAGAAGAGGCAGCGUCGGUAAUCUGCAAGGAUGGGGAACGAAUUCGAGUCAUCAGAUUCAGAACAACGCUCCCCUCCCUGCCAACGACCUAGCACAAGCUCAGUACGAGCUGGCCGAGUUGAGCAAGUACCGCGCCACAGCCGGUCAUGCGAAAGUACCCUCGUUCAGUCAGGCGCAUUUCGGCAGUCCAGCACCUGCACCAUCGCACGGCUCGUCACAGCGCAAGUCGCUCUUUGCACCCUACCUGCCCCAGGCGUCCAUCCCGCCUCUGCUCGCGACCGGGAAGCUCGUCAUCGGUGUCCUCCGUGUCAAUAAGCGCAAUCGCUCGGAUGCAUAUGUUACUGCCGAGGGACUCGAGUCGGAUAUCUAUAUUUGCGGUUCAAAGGAUCGCAAUCGCGCACUGGAGUCUGAUACCGUCGCCGUCGAGCUGCUCGAUGUUGAUGAGGUCUGGGGCAGCAAAAAGGAAAAGGAGGACAAGAAGCGAAAGAAAGAAGAGGCAACGUCAUACGAUCCGCGCGCUGCUCAAACGAUGCGUCGUCACGAGAAAAAGAAGGAUGACGUCGAGGUAGAAGGACAAGGCUUGACGCUAUUCGAGGACGAUGAGGUAACAGACGAACAUAAGCCGACUUAUGCAGGCCACGUCGUCGCCGUUAUCUCCAGGCAGCCUGGUCAGCUCUUCUCUGGACAGCUCGGGCUCUUGCGACCCUCAUCUGCUGCGACGAAGGAGAAGCAAGACGCUGAGAAGCGCGAACGAGAUGGUAUAGAUGUUCGGGAUGAUCAUCGUCAGAAGGAGAAGCCCAAGAUCUGUUGGUUCAAGCCGACUGAUAAGCGCGUGCCUUUAGUCGCCAUCCCUGUCAGUGACGUUCCAGAAGACUUCUGCGCCAACCCUGAUGCCUACUCGUCUCGACUAUUUGUGGCCUGCAUCAAACGUUGGCCUAUUACCUCGCUUCAUCCCUUCGGCACACUCGUAAACGAACUCGGUCCAAUCGGUGAUAUCGAGACCGAGACGCAAGCCAUCCUCGCCGACAACAAUGUGGCCGCAGAGCCCUUUGCUGAAGUCGUGCUCAAAUGUCUGCCGCCUGUGCCUACCAUCUCGGAAGCAGAGUGUGAUGCUCGCAAAGACUAUCGUCAGGAGACAGUCUUCACGAUCGAUCCUAUUACAGCAAAAGAUCUGGACGACGCCGUUCACAUCCGUCAGCUCGAGGAUGGCAAUUUCGAGGUCGGUAUCCAUAUCGCCGAUGUGAGUCAUUACGUCAAGCCAAAUACUGCACUCGACCGCGAAGCCCGUAGACGAGCAACAUCUGUCUACCUGGUCCAGAAGGUCAUACCCAUGCUACCAGCUGCGCUCAGCGAGACUUUGUGCAGUCUCCGCGCAAACGAGGACAAGCUGACAUUCAGCGUCGUGCUCAACUUGACCCCCGAUGGCAAAGUGAUCAACACUUGGUUCGGCAAGACCGUCAUUCGCUCCUGCAGUCAGCUUGCCUACAGCUUCGCCCAAGAGGUCAUCGAAGGCCGUCCGCUGCCAGACGAUGCAAAGAUCUCCAAUGGCAAGUCUCGGAGCGAGGUUGAAGAGAGCAUCAGACUGCUCGAUACUCUUGCGCAAAAGCUCCGAGCUAGACGCUCAGAUCAGGGCUCGCUCCGUGUGGACAACAUCAAGCUCUACUUCGCGCUUGACGAUCGAGGCUCGCCGGUUGACUGCGACGCCAUUGUCAGACGCGCCUCGAACGAGCUUAUCGAGGAGUUCAUGCUGCUCGCCAAUACCUCAGUCGCAAUCAAGGUGGCAAAUGGUCUGCCUGAGCAAGCACUCUGUCGCCGCCAUGAAGGUCCAGUAGAGCGUCGCCUUACAGCCUUUGAGGCGAAAGUGGAGGCAAUGGGUCUUACGCUUGACACGAGCAGCGCUGGUGCACUGCAACGCAGCUUUGACGCCAUAAAAGACAAAGACGCUGCCAGUCAUUUGCUGACGCAACUGCUAGUCGUCAAGACCAUGAAGCAGGCCGAAUACUUUUGCACUGGUCUUCUCGACAUCUCUAAGUAUCUCCAUUAUGCACUCAACGUUGAGCUGUACACGCAUUUUACAUCGCCGAUCAGACGCUACGCCGACGUGCUCGUCCAUCGCCAGCUAGAAGCAGUCCUUUUGGGUGGUGAGCACAUCGCUCUUCUGUCAACAGCCGACAUCAAGUUUGGCGUCGAUGCAGAAGGCGUGGGCCAAAUUGCUCAACAAUGCAACGUCAAGCGAAGCGCGGCCAAAUCCGCACAAGAAGCCUCGCAGCAUCUCUACCUGUGCAUGCUGAUCUCGGAGCUCACGCAAAAGUACGGCCCAGUCGUCCGACCAGCUAACGUCGUCGCUGUCCUUGAUCAGGCGUUUGACGUCUUCGUGCCCGAGUUUGGCAUCGAGAAGCGUGUGCACAUCGAUCAGAUGCCUAUUGACAACCACGUGCACGAACCACGAGAGAAUUCGCUGACACUGUACUGGAAGCGAGGAGUAGAUGUCGUCAAAUGGCUGGCAGAACACUCUGCAGAUGCUCAUCUGCAGAUGCUCCGCGAUCAGGCAGCCUACCAUACGACGAAUAUGCAUGUCAGUAACGGCCAACGAUCAUCCGAGCACGAUCUGUUCGACGAAGACAGCAGUCAUGCUCAGCACAGCGAUCCAGCGACUGCGAUCGAUUCCCGACAGCAUGACAAGUCGCGCUCAGAGCAACGAUUCGUGUUCGACGCUCUCGAAGCUACUCCAUCCGGUCACUUUACCCAGACUGUGCGUGACCUUCAGGAGGUCCUCGUCAUCGUCACGGCCGACGUACAGAAGUCGCCACCGGUGAUCAAGGUAUGCAUUCUACUCUCGAAUCCGUGCAAAGGCUGA
Molecule: messenger RNA, 4197 nt
Organism: Mixia osmundae IAM 14324
Lineage: Eukaryota; Fungi; Basidiomycota; Mixiomycetes; Mixiales; Mixiaceae
Exons: 4
Coding region: 1-4197 (1398 amino acids)
Cellular component (GO): P-body; exosome (RNase complex)
Molecular function (GO): 3'-5'-RNA exonuclease activity; RNA binding
Source: RefSeq, a predicted model, not a curated record